GAUCUCAGUUCUCGGGUCUCCAUUUAUACGAGCGGGGUGUACAUGCGCCUGCCAGUUGGGUUUCUGCUAGUGUCUGGAGCAGAGGUUAGCGCGAUGGCGGAGAAUGCCGUGGAAAAUGGAGAGGAGGUGUUCGAGGACGCCAACGAGGAAGUGUGCGAGAUGGACCUGUCGACGGCCAUGGAGCAGGCCAAGCAGGCGUGCAGUUACUUCUUCAACAACCGCUUCGAGGAGGCCAGGGCGCUGAUGAGGCCGUGGGCCCACAAAAGCAUGUAUCACGGGCUGGGCUAUGGCACCUUCAUGUACCUGCAGGCUAUCAUGACCUUCGACCCGAAAGACAUUGAAGUGGCUAUAGAUGCACUGAAGCAGAGCGUGGAAGUGUGUAAUCGAUAUAGACGUAAGAAUACUUUAGGAGAGUCAUUAGGCAAGAUGGUCAAGAAGGUCGACUACAAUUUAUUUACCAAAGAGGAGAUCCAUGCCGAGCUGUGCUACGCUGAGUGCCUCCUGCUGCGGGCUGUUCUCACCUUCAUGGAGGAUGAGACCCUUAUCAGUUUCCUGAAGGGUGGCAUGAAGAUCAGAGCCUGUUACCAGUCUUACAAGGAAUGCUGGUACAUACUAGAAGGUCGUGACUGGAGUAAAGAUUCUGACAAAAUGCAUUUCGAGUCCGGAGUACGGAUGGGUGUAGGGGCCUUUAAUCUUAUGAUCUCACAGCUUCCACAGAAAAUUCUUAAGCUGCUUGAGUUUGUUGGCUUCUCUGGGAACAAGUCGUGUCAGGUAAGAGACCAGAAGCUCUUGGGCCUGACUGAACUGGAACGUGGGUUCUACUUGGAAGGGUCACUACGACGAGUAUUGUGCGCCCUCAUCCUACUAGGGUACCACCUCAUAGCUACCUAUGUCCUCGGAACUGCUGAAGGUGACCUGGAAAUGGCACAAGUUAUUCUUGAUGAUCAUUUAAAGCUGUACCCAAAUGGUGCUUGGUUCCUAUUCUUUGCCGGUCGUUUAGAAUAUGUCAAAGGGAACUUCGAUCUCGCAAUUGCUAAGUACAAAAUAUCGCUAAAUAGCCAGGAUGAGUGGAGGCAGUUCCAUCACUUGUGUUACUGGGAACUUAUGUGGUGCUGCAUUAUGAGUGCCCGAUUUAAGGAUGCCCAAGAUUAUGCCGACAAGCUACUGCAGGAGAGCAAGUGGUCAAAGGCAACUUAUGCUUACCAGAAGGCUUGCUGCAUGUGUAUGAGGAUGGAUGAACUCACACCUACUGAGAAGCAAGAACUCAGCGAGACAAUGAGGUCCAUUCCCAGCCUCAAGCAACGAAUAGCUGGAAAGUCUCUCCCGGUUGAAAAGUUUGCUGUGAAAAAAUCUGCUAGAUUCUUUGCUCAGGGAGAGACACUUACUCUUUCUGCCUUAGAACUUAUCUAUGCUUGGAAUGGCUUCAAGAUUCUUGCCAAAAAAUAUGAAAAUGUGGAGAAAAUGUUUGUCAUCAUAGACAGAGAGAUGAGGAAGCUGGAAUCAAUCAAAGUUGAGAACAGGAGUGAGUUUUACUGGGACGAUUACCUACUGGCUCAUCUAGUAAAGGGUUCCUGCCUGGCAUAUAUGAGUUCUCCGUUGCAAGCUGAGGAAUGCUUCAAAUUCAUUGUCAACAAUGAGAAGAAGAUCAAAGAAGACACAUACCUUGUUCCAAAUGCCCUUCUUGAGCUUGGACUUAUAUUACUCCGAGCCAAUGAUCUUGACCAGUCUCGUAUUAUUCUGGAGCAUGCCAAAAAUAACUACAAAAGCUACUCACUAGAAUCUCGACUACACUUUCGAAUUCAUGCAACUCUUAACAAGAUUCAAAGCAUUCAAAAAGGCACUCAACAGUCAGGUGGCCUCUCACCGCUAGACAAUUACCCAUCCAUUAGCCGAUCACCGUCUCCCUGUGUGAGCAAGACAUCAAGUGCAACAACAAAUGGAACUGAAAAUCUUUUAAAUGGUGCAAAAAAUGAGCAGUCUGUCUCUAGUAAUCUGUGAUAGUUUUAAUCGUGUCCAAUUUUAUCAAUUAGGAAUAUUCUGAAAUGCACCAUACAGUAUAUUUUAAAUUAAAAUAUAAAAA
Molecule: messenger RNA, 2080 nt
Organism: Procambarus clarkii (red swamp crayfish)
Lineage: Eukaryota; Metazoa; Arthropoda; Malacostraca; Decapoda; Cambaridae
Source: RefSeq, a predicted model, not a curated record